Molecule: messenger RNA, 1318 nt
Organism: Sorghum bicolor (sorghum)
Lineage: Eukaryota; Viridiplantae; Streptophyta; Magnoliopsida; Poales; Poaceae
Product: peroxidase 5
Exons: 1
Coding region: 108-1109 (333 amino acids)
Biological process (GO): response to oxidative stress; hydrogen peroxide catabolic process
Cellular component (GO): plant-type cell wall; plasmodesma
Molecular function (GO): peroxidase activity; heme binding
Source: RefSeq, a predicted model, not a curated record
UCAUCAACAGCUUCAAUUCUCAGCGAUCGCCAUCGACCUCGACCUCGACCUCAGCUCAAGCUACUAUAGCAAACCUGCAGAGAGAUACGAUAGGACUGCAGGCGAUCAUGGUGUCGACAUGGCUGGCAACAGUCUUGGCGGCGCUCGUCGUCGCCACGGCGGCACACGCGGCGGCGGAACUGGAGGUCGGUUUCUACAAGCACUCGUGCCCAAAGGCCGAGGAGAUCGUGCGCAACGCCGUCCGCCGCGGUAUCGCCCGUGACGCCGGCGUCGGCGCCGGACUCAUCCGGAUGCAGUUCCAUGACUGCUUCGUCCGGGGCUGCGACGCCUCCAUCCUCAUCAACUCCACGCCGGGCAACAAGGCCGAGAAGGACUCCGUCGCCAACAACCCCAGCAUGCGCGGCUUCGACGUCGUCGACGACGCCAAGGCCGUCCUCGAGGCGCACUGCCCGCGCACCGUCUCCUGCGCCGACAUCAUCGCGUUCGCCGCCCGCGACGGCGCCUACCUCGCCGGCGGCCUCGACUACAAGGUCCCCUCGGGCCGCCGUGACGGCCGCGUGUCCAAAGAGGACGAGGUGCUCGACAACAAUGUCCCCGCCCCGUUUGACGACGUCGCCGAGCUCAUCAAGAGCUUCAAGCGCAAGGGUCUCAACGCCGACGACAUGGUCACGCUCUCCGGCGCGCACACCAUUGGCCGCUCUCACUGCUCCUCCUUCACGCAGCGCCUUUACAACUUCAGCGGCCAGCUCGGGCGGACUGACCCGUCGCUUGACCCCACCUACGCUGAGCACCUCAAGAUGCGCUGCCCAUGGCCGUCCAGCAACGGCCAGAUGGACACCACGGUGGUGCCGCUCGACCCGGUCACGCCGGCGACCUUCGACAACCAGUACUACAAGAACGUGCUGGCGCACAAGGUCCUGUUCGUCUCCGACAACACGCUGCUCGACAACCCCUGGACGGCCGGAAUGGUCCACUUCAACGCCGCAGUCGAGAAAGCAUGGCAGGUCAAGUUCGCCAAGGCCAUGGUGAAGAUGGGCAAGGUCCAGGUGCUCACCGGCGACGAGGGAGAGAUCAGGGAGAAGUGCUUCGUCGUCAACCCACACUACUAGUCAAGUUUAGCUAAUUACCUUGUGUACUAUGUUUGUUUAUUUAUUUAUACGUUCCACACGUCAAUACGUCAUAAGUUUGAGAAUGUUUUCUCUUCAAGUCUGUGAAUGAAAUCAAACACAAGUUUGUCAAGUAAAAUUGUGUAAUUUGCACAGCAUGAAAGAAAUUUAGUGAUGACAUCCUCUUAUAGAAAUGUAGAAGCUAUUUUUUC